UCCACCUGUAUUUGUGCACUACUCCAAAGAAAAGAAAGGAAGUAUGUGAGACUGUCACAAGUGAAACUGCGGAUACAAGGGGCACCAGCGACACAAUGUAUGGGGAAGUACCAACACAACUUUCUUCUGACCUUACGGAAUUCCAGUGCAGUUACAACAUUGAAGAUUUCCUUUGUUUACCACCGGAUGCAGUGGUUGCAAACGACAGGUUGUUAGCAACACAAAUACAAAACGAAGAGAACGACGGUUUCAUUUUGUCAUUGGAACAGAAUACUGAGAAUACACCUGUUACUCCUGUGAGUCCAACAGCCGAUAUCUCGAUUUGUCUUCAUAGAGGACGGGUAUUUGAAGAGCUAAUAAAUAUAUUUCUGGAGAGAAGAAUGGUCGGUAGUAAAAUACAUGUAACUCUCAUGCUCCCCAAUGGUGAAUUGGAGUGUGCCGAAGAUUUGGGUGGGGUAUGGAGGGAUGCACUUAGCGAGUUUUGGAAUUCCAUGUAUGAAAAAUGCACAAUCGGUACAAACAUUAAAGUUCCCCAACUAAGACACGAUUUUGGAGUAGAAAAAUGAUUAUCGAAAUGUUUCAUGGAAUACACAAUUUUCAAACAAUGUUCUGGAGACGUAACUACCGAUUUUUUUGGUUACAUUAGCGAAGACGACAAAACAGUAUUCCGUGAGGCAAUUGGCCAUUUUGAGUCGAUUCCUACGGACGAACUCCUUGAUGUGUUAGGUCGUUACGAUUGUAAAACUCUGGCGAAAGAAGAUAAUAUUAAACAAAUCAUUGACGAACUAGCCCACCAAGAAAUUCUUCAGAAGUCUGCUUUCAUAUCUGAUUGCUUUAAUAAAGUCCUAGUAAAUUUGGUAGAUGUCAACGAAUUUAAUGAAAUUUAUAGAACUAGCAAUCCAACAUCUAGAAACAUACUAGCAGCUUUGUUAUAUGAUGACAACUUGUCCGAGGAAGCAGAAAAAGUAUCUGCUAUGUUAAAGAGAUAUAUACGUGAGGCUCCUGAGAAUAUUCGUAUGGCUUUUCUAAGGUUUGC
Molecule: messenger RNA, 1036 nt
Organism: Photinus pyralis (common eastern firefly)
Lineage: Eukaryota; Metazoa; Arthropoda; Insecta; Coleoptera; Lampyridae
Exons: 2
Coding region: 96-566 (156 amino acids)
Source: RefSeq, a predicted model, not a curated record